AUGGGAGUUUUCGAUCUUAUUCAGCUAUCCCGGCAGGGACCAAAAUAUCAUAAUGAGAUGAUAAUCGCUGCUCUCCAUUUCUGGAACCCUUCAACCAAUAGCCUUCACUUAAAGUGUGGGAUGCUGACUCCUACUUUGCUAGAUGUUGCUGGUCUAGUGGGUCUGAAACCUGUAGGCCAAAUUUUCGACCCUGAUACUCAUUCCUCGGAGAUAUCUUUCGAUUUUUCGAGACCUGCCGAUGGUAACUUCAUCAUUGAUCAUCACGACACUUCCAGUACCACAGUGUCUGAUCAGGAGCAUAUCGCCUUUUUGACUUAUUGGCUAUCCAUGUACAUUUUUUGCUCAAGGUCAAUUCAGAUUCCCAAGAAAUUCACCACUUUAGCAAUCCAAUUGCAUGAAGGGAGGGAUAUAUGCCUAAGCAAGCUUAUCUUAGGAUCUCUAUACGAGAGUUUGAACCAUGCAGUAUCCAGUAUAAAAGAUUUCCAACCUGGUAGCAGUCUCAUUAUUCCUGGCCCUAUCUGGUUAUUCCAACUCUGGCUUCUGGCCACUUUCAGAACAAAGUUGGCAGUUCACCUGCCCCCUGCUCUUUCGAAAGCUUAUGAUAAUAGGUCAAUCGAAGGUCUAGGUCUGGCCAUGCUUCAGUACGGAAAUAGGAGUUCUCCUGAUUUGUUUGUAGUGGCUUACAACGCCUUCUUAGGCUGGACGUCUUUCACACCUUCGAUGGCUCCCUUUACCACUAGAUCUCAUGGGCCUUCAUGGUUUACGGCAAGAUUCCCAACCAAUUCUACUAAAGAAGAAGUAGAUAUUAAUGCCAUCUGGGAAGCUUACCUCACCCCCACUUUUCUGUCUAGUCGAGUGACUGUUGGAAGCCCAUAUGGUGUGUACAGCUAUCAACCUAACCAUGUGGCUAGGCAAUUCGGCUUAAUUCAGAUCAAGCCAAGUUCAUUGUACAAGUGCUUAGAUGAUUUGAGGCAACCUCUCAUAGAGCAUGUAUGGAGGUCUAUCCUGCGUCGGGCUCAACGGCAAAAGCUUAUUUUCGAACCCAAACCAUUUACUUCAUCUUUUGCAUGCACGGAAGUGUUCUAUCGAUGGUGGCAGUGCUAUUUUAAGCACCAAUCCGAUCGUAUAGAUCCUGAUACUUUACUUCCUGAACUGAUCCUUGCUUUUCACACUGUGUAG
Medicago truncatula (barrel medic) is the source of this 1179-nucleotide messenger RNA. RefSeq lists its product as uncharacterized. Gene Ontology annotation, biological process: meristem maintenance; meristem development. The transcript has a single exon. Lineage: Eukaryota; Viridiplantae; Streptophyta; Magnoliopsida; Fabales; Fabaceae. Bases 1 to 1179 code for a protein of 392 amino acids. The record is from RefSeq and is a predicted model, not a curated record.